UCCAAUUAGUGUGAGCCACAAAGGAGGCCAUCAUUAUCUCUCAGCUGCAGCUUAUCAAACCAUUUAUUUGCUGCUUUUGAGACUUUGGUUUUAUUUUCGAUUUGGUUCAGAAGAAAUGAUGACAUUGUUUAUAAGUGUAAACGUGAUUUGUAUAAAUAUUUUUAUGCACAUACACAUAUUGCACAUAUAUCCUGUUUCCUGUCUGUCAAACUGUGAUAUCCAUCUUUGGGUUUUUUCAAGUGCUUAACUAAAGAGAUUUAGUCCAUUUGUGUGUUUGAAACAGAAGAACUGAUUUAAAAUGAGUUCCUCUCGAAGCUGUCUGAUGUGUUGACGCUACAUUGUGUCUUCCUUUAGGUUUCAGCCAUUUUACACCAGAAUGAUUCAAUUCUCAGAGGUGAACAACUCUAGAAACUGUAAAUGCUUGAAAAAUUCGAAUACCUUUAUAAGAAAGUUGCACAUUUCUCAAGUUUUAAAUAAUUUGUGUUGUUGAAAAGCAAACGCAGGUCCAUAAAAAGAGAAACGUUCAGGUCUUUGUCCUCAGUUUUAUCUCAGUGGUCAUGUUUUCUGACCUGUAGUCAGUCUUCAUCACCUGGUGUUGAACAGAACUGCAACGUUAUUGAAGAACUUUAUUUUAGAUAUUUACCUCUGCAACUUUUUAAUCAAGUAACAACAAACUUUAGCGCAUUAGUUUAAUUAUAUGACUGAAGUAGUGUACAGAAAAGAAAACAGUUUUCUAAAUGUUUGUGCAUGUACAUUUUGACCUAACUGGUAAACAACGUCCACCUGUAAGUAAUUUAAUCUGAGUGUAAAUCCAGCUGUUCUGUUUCUGCAGCGGACAGGUCAGGGAGGAGUUUAAAGGAUGUUAGGUUUUAAGCAGAGGCGGUCUGAGCCCGUUUGGUGCCUCAGGACUCAGAGCGCCAUCCGACUGCACCAAACUCCAGUUGUUUUGUGUAGAAAAUGUUAGAAGCAAAUCAAUUUCCUUCCACUUCACAGUUAUGCAAAUCAAACUUGAAACCAACACAAUUAUACUUUAUGUUGCUCUAUCACUUAAAACCUGAAUAAAACAAAAAAAAAUGUUGUAAUGUGAUGAGGCUCUGUAAAAUCUGUAAACAUCACCAUAUUCAUGAGGAAUGGCUGUUUACUGAAGCAUAAAGUUUUUAUUCUGUCCGUACCCUGGACAUGCAUUCUGCUCAGAAUACAUGAUUCAGCUCUUCAGCAGCUUCUCCUGCAGCCGUGUGAAGGUAAAACAUCACAAAGCCUCAGAGCAGAGGCUCAGUGUUUAAACCAUCUCCGAGUCGGAGAUUUAAACUUUUCUUUAUAGAUAGAAGGAGGUGAGACGUUCGUCCUGCAGCUCCGGGGACAAACCGACCCACUCCCGUUCAAAAUAUUUUGUCUCUGUGCGUAAAAUGCUGCGUCCUGGCGCGGAGGAUCUCUGGGAAAGAGCUCCGUGUCGGUGGAGCUUCCUUCACGCCCCGCUGCUGUGGGUCGGUGCUGAGCAGGAGUGGCAUCUCGGCGACAAAAUCCCGCUGAAAGAGCGUCCUUUAGAGCUCAGGCAUGCAUGAAGCUGUGAGCUCACUGGCGUUAUAAAUAUCCCCAGCAGAAGCACCGCGGCCGGGGUAAUGCCCACCCGCGCCGCACGCCUGUGCGCGCAAACCUUCUGGGUUCUUGACCUCGCCACUGGAUCGGUUAAAAUGCGAAACGCGGCGUGGUGAGAGUCUCCUGCUGGGAAGAAUGAAUGUUCCUCUCUGCCUUCUGACCUUCGCUCACUGGAUUUGCGCGGCGGCCGCAGCGCAGCGCGCCUCUUUGCUCCUUCAGGAGGGGAUCAGCUCGGGACGCAGGACCUGCAGGCUCUACUGCAGGGUUGGCAUCGGCUUCCACCUCCAGAUUCAUCCCGACGGCAGAGUGAACGGCAGCCAUGAGCCCAACCAGCUGAGUGUUCUGGAGCUGAUUGCGAUUUCUCAGGGCGUCAUCGGCAUCAGAGGGGUUUACAGCAACAGAUUCCUGGCCAUGAAUAAAAGAGGACGGCUUCACGCCACCGAAUGGUUCUCAGACGACUGCAAGUUCAGGGAACGUUUCCAGGAGAACAGCUACAACACCUACGCCUCUGUAAUCCACAGGAACCAGAGGACGGGUCGGGAGUGGUAUGUUGCCCUCAAUAAGCGGGGGAAAGCUAAAAUGGGCUCCAGUCCGCGGGUCAAAUCCCAGCACGUCUCCACCCACUUCCUACCCAGGGCCAGCCUGCAUGACUUUACCCAGAAAGGCUUCACCAUCACGGAGCGGAGCAAAGAGAGGAGGAAACCACCGUCGCCCCCCAGGCCUCCGGCCGUGAUCCCGAAUGUCCAGAGACACAGACAGGUCAAAUACUGGCCCAAGUUCAGGUUCGGAUAAGUUUGCAAAGGAGGGACCGGAAUAAUAAACUUUAAACAAACUGGACAAAAGUCAUUUCUGAUGCUCACAUCAUUCCAGGAUUCUGUAGCAUGGAAAACAAUCCCAAAGGGCUUCCAGGAACACUCAACUCAACCUGACGCUAGGAUCUGUGGUGACGGCGGGACGUUUUCUCUGACGCUCGGAUCUGUGGUGAC
Molecule: messenger RNA, 2582 nt
Organism: Poecilia reticulata (guppy)
Lineage: Eukaryota; Metazoa; Chordata; Actinopteri; Cyprinodontiformes; Poeciliidae
Source: RefSeq, a predicted model, not a curated record